CCAACCACAGAACAGAUAUUUUUUUAUUAAAUUCAAACAUCUGCAAAUAAAAGUGAGAAUUUAAUAAAAAUAACGAGUAAUAUUCACGAUUUGAUAUAAGAAAUGGAUGACCCAGAAUUAAAUCGUAUCAGGCAGCAGCGUCUGGCUCAGCUGCAGGCUCAACGCGGCGGCGGCGGUAGCGCAGAUCCCAACAAUGCCAAGCAGCAAGAAGAGAGAAUGCAACAGAUGGAGGAGGCCAAGCACAGCAUCCUCGCACAGGCGCUCAGUCAAGAUGCUAGAGCCAGAUUAAACACAAUAAAGCUGGGCAAACCUGAGAAAGGAGCGAUGGUUGAGAACAUGAUCUGCCGGAUGGCUCAAAUGGGGCAGCUGCAGUCCAAAAUAUCUGAGCAAGAGUUGAUACAGAUGCUGGAAUCCAUCAACCAACAGAUGCCCAAGUCUGCCAGCACUGUGAAGUUCGACCGACGGAGGGCCGCUCUUGACUCUGAUGAUGAUCUCUAACAUUUCCUUGGCCUUAUGGCUUUCUAUGCCUUUAAGAUUAUUAUUGUUUACCUUUAUUCCUUAACACAUUAUGCAUGGGUGACUUGCACAAAUAAUUUGAAAAUGCUAACAUCUGUAAUUUUUUGCCCAUCAAGUCAAAGUUUAAUGACCUAUAUGUAACUUUGAAAUAUUUAUGAUUACAUUGGAAACAAAACCAAUACUUACUGUAAAUGAUCUUUUAUAAUAUUUAUUAUGAUGGUAAAGUCACCCUACAUCUUGAUUUAAUUAGUCUAUUUAUUUAUCUUAACUAGCUGCAGCAAAUCUUGAAUACUGAUAUUUAUAAGGUGCUUCUUUAAAUUUUUAUAUAACAGUUACACAGCCAUUUAAUAAAACUCAAAAUUAUAGUUUUCAAUAAAAUGUAUAAAACUUUGUAAGCUAAUAAAUGAAAAUAGUUAUACAAUUA
Molecule: messenger RNA, 940 nt
Organism: Plutella xylostella (diamondback moth)
Lineage: Eukaryota; Metazoa; Arthropoda; Insecta; Lepidoptera; Plutellidae
Gene: PDCD-5
Product: programmed cell death 5
Cellular component (GO): nucleus; cytosol
Molecular function (GO): DNA binding
Source: RefSeq, a predicted model, not a curated record